Molecule: messenger RNA, 1863 nt
Organism: Podospora anserina S mat+
Lineage: Eukaryota; Fungi; Ascomycota; Sordariomycetes; Sordariales; Podosporaceae
Exons: 3
Coding region: 1-1863 (620 amino acids)
Source: RefSeq, a predicted model, not a curated record
AUGGCCGACACAACAAAGCCCGUUGAGGUCCCUGCGACCACCGCUCCUGUCGCCGAGCCCGUUGUCGAGACGAAGCCCGCUGAGGCCACCCCCGACGUUGCUGAGGUUUCCGAGACUGCUCCUGCUGUCGAGGCUACCCCUGCCGCCGCCACCGAGACUGAGGUCGCCGCUGAGGCUCCCGCUGCCGAGGCCGAGGAGGCCAAGAAGGAGGAGGUCAAGCCUGUUGAGGAGGGCCACCUCGAGCACAAGGGCCAGGGCGCCAACUUCCCCAAGAACUUCCUCUACACCAAGACCCUGUUCUGGUUUGGCUCUGAGCCCGUCAAUGUCAAGGAGAUCGCCAGCUUCAAGGCUGAGAAGGCCGCUGAUGUCGCCCAUCACGUUGCCUCGUGGGCUGCCGAGACCGGCAAGGGUCUCCUUUUCUACAGCGAGAAGGGUGACAAGGCUGCUCCCAACGGCGCUAUCCAGCUUGCUGAGGCUACUGAGCCCGUUGUCGAUGGCACCAACAAGUUCCACUUCUCUUCCAAGGGCCACAAGCACACCUUCAAGGCCCCCACUGCCGCUGACCGUGACAACUGGGUUGCCCAGCUGAAGGCCAAGAUUGCCGAGGCCAAGGAGCUUGCCGCCACUGUCACCGAAUCUGAGACCUACAAGAAGACCCUUGAGAGCUUCAAGCCUGCCCCCGUCAAGAAGGAGGAAAAGGCUGCUGAGCCCGCCGCUGAGGUUGCCCCUGCUGCCACCACUGAGGAGGCCGCCGCCGCCGUUGCCGAGGCUCCUGUUGAGGCCGCUGCCGUCGAGACCCCCAAGGAGGAGGUCAAGGAGGAGGAGAAGAACGAGGAGGUCAAGAAGGAGGAGCCCAAGCGUCGCUCCGCCAGCCGCAAGCGCACUUCCAUCUUCGGCAGCCUCCUCGGCAAGAAGGAGGAGAAGAAGGCCGCCGAGCCUACUGCUGAGACUCCCGCUGCCACUGCUGAGGAGCCCGCCGCUACCGAGGCCCCCGCUGCCACCGAGGCUCUUGCUGCUGAGGUUGCUCCCGCUGUCGAGGCUGCCCCCGUGGCUGAGACCACCACCGAGGCUGCCCCUGCCACCACUGAGGCUGCGGCCACUGAGGCCAAGCCCGAGGAGAAGGCUGAGGAGAAGAAGGAGGAGGUCGCUGAGGCCCGCCCUGCUGUCCCUACCAAGCGCUCCAGCAUCUUUGGCAGCCUCCCCUUCGGCAAGAAGAAGGCUGCUCCUGUUGCUGAGGCUCCCGUCAAGGAGACCCCUGCUGCCACCGAGGCCGUUGCCGAGACUGCCCCUGUGAUCCCCGCCGUUGAGACCACUGAGCCCCUCUCUGCUGAGGUCUCUUCCCCUGCCAACGUUCCCACUGAGACCACUGAGGUUGCUGCUGCUCCUGCCGAGACCAACGGCGAGACCAGACCUGCCGUUAAGAGCGACAAGCGCAAGAGCUCUCUCCCUUCGGCCUCGGCAAGAAGAAGGAGUCUGCUUCCUCUGACGAGGAGGGCGAGAAGGUCAAGUCCCCUUCUGCCUUCUCCAAGUUCCGCGCCACCAUCAAGGGCAAGGGCAAGGCCGACAAGGUCGAGGAGAAGAAGGAGGAGACCCCUGCCGCUACCGAGGCUGUCGCCGAGGAGAAGGCUGAGGACAAGGCCGAGGAGAAGAAGGAGGAGGAGGCUGUCAAGCCUGCCGAGACCGCUGAGGUUGCUGCCCCCGUCGUUGCUGCCGAGGAGGAGAAGCCCAAGCCCGCCGAGGCCGCGCCUGUCGUCACCGCCACUGCUUAGAGAACGAGGCGUAUUCCCCUCGAGCAAUCUCAAUGUCGGUGAAAGACGUAUGGAAACGAAACCACGAAAACAUAGAGCGAACAUUCAUGAAUGA